This is a messenger RNA of Auanema sp. JU1783, 1704 nucleotides long. Lineage: Eukaryota; Metazoa; Nematoda; Chromadorea; Rhabditida; Rhabditidae. The record is from the annotation of a GenBank genome assembly.
AUGAUAUUUUCGACGUUAACCAAUUACAUAUCGGCAAGGUCUUGGACCUACAUCUGGUUUCUCUGGCUUGCUUUGGUUAUUAUAUUCUUCUUAUUCAUUCGCUCUGCUCCGGCUAAAAUGAGUGAAUCGUUGGAAAAUGUGAAUGUUUUAUCCUCAGGUAAGACUUGCCCUUUAAACAGAGUAUAUGCGUGUAUCUCAGCUUCUUCAUAUUUUUACAACCUUACGCCCAAGUUUUACGUUGCUUUGACAGGAACAUCAAGUUUAGUGUCAGGAAUUAUUUUGAUAUUCGAGUGGUGGUUCAGUAGCAGUGUCGAUACAACCAGUGAAGACGGCAGUGACAAUGAGGACGCUACUGAGAGCUCAAAACCCAUAGCAGAAUGCAAAGUAUGGCGCAAUCCCAUGGCUUUGUUCAGGGGUGCUGAGUACAACAGAUUCAAAUCUAUAGUUUUCCUCGACCCAUUAACAUUUCAUGACAUGAAUUUGUCUGCGCAGGAUCAUCAGAGUUUCUUCACUUGUGAAGAGGAUGUGAAUAGACCUGAUUAUGACAUUAUGAAUGUUGCGUUUCGAGAACGUGAUAGUGACGCUCGUAUAACAGCGGCCAAGGAAGCUUUAAGAAUAAACGAGGACUGUGCUCCAGCUCUUGUUUUACUGGCCGAAGAAGAAUGUCCCACUAUUGCAGAAGCAGAGAUUAUGUUGAAACGAGCAUUACGUGCUACUGAACUCAGCCUAAGUUCCAUACAAGGAAGUCAACUAGUAGCGCAUGAGAAGUUUUCUUUAGACUCUUAUCAAAGACAAGGAGCUCGAAGGCGAGAUUUGAAUAUGCUAAUGUAUAUAAGACGCCGGUUAGCUAUGUGUGCCAGAAAACAAGGGAGGUCGAGAGAUUCAAUCAAAACUUUCAAAGAGAUCAUUCGAGAAGGGUCAAUGAGUAAUGUGUUGGGUGUGCAGGAGAACUUGGUUGAAUCAUGUUUAGAAGUUCAAGCUUACGCUGAUGUUCAAGGGUUACUUGUGAGAUAUGAUGAUAUUCGGGAACCUCGAUCAGCUGUGAUGAGUUAUACUUCUGCUUUAUUAAAGGCGAGAGCUGUUGUUGAUAAAUUUGUUUUCGAUCCAUGUCAAAGGCGUGGUCUGACUUCUGGGGAAAUAACAGCGAUAGAAGCCAUUAUAAGAGCUAUCGAAUACAAUCCUCAUGUUCCUAUUUAUCUUCUAGAGCAACAAUCGAUGAUAUUGCCUCCCGAACACUACUUAAAGCGAGGAGAUUCUGAAGCUAUUUCAUAUGCGUUUGCUCAUAUCCAGCAUUGGAAAAGAAUUGAUGGAGCUCUUCAACUGUUAGAAGCUGUAUGGAAAGGAGAGUUUUCGGAUUACACAUCGAGGUUUCCUAUUGGGGGUUUCUGCUAUCCGUAUUCAAACUAUAUUGAAAUGGGUGAUCGAGAACUAUUACCAUGUUGGCAUGAAGUUUCAAUCUUUCCCAAAAAGGAAUCGACAUUCUGGUCCGUGAUUCAAACAUGUUGUUGUAUUUUCAUUGGUCUCUUGGCCAUUCUGAUUCAUUAUUAUCCUAGCAAUGCCAGUGACAUUUACUCGACGUUCCUCAUUGUUUCGAAGACUUUGUUAUCAUACAGUCUGAACUUCUUGCAAAGCUGGAUUCCAGAAAACGUAAUAGGAUUGCUAUCUUCACGGCCACAACCUUCUCCCCAUCGAGAAAUUAAUUAA